AAGAACAUGGCACUGAUAGUCGUGCUGCUAACGAGGCCGAUGCUAUACGCCAUAGGACAUCCGCCGCAUAUCAACACCAAGCGCUCCGCCGCGCGUACGGGUUUCAGUGAGAAGGGCGACGAGAACCUGUAGAGGAGUUAGCAGUCGUCUCGGCGGCCGGCAUGGUGGCCGUGCAGCUGGGCGCUCUGCUCCUGGCGCUUCUGCUCGCGCUGUGGCGCCUCGCGUGGCGGCCGCGCGCCGUGGCGCGGUCGUUCGCGCAGCAGGGGGUCCGGGGCCCGGCCUACAGGUUCCUGGCCGGGUCCCUGCCGGAGGCGAAGCGGCUGCUGCUGGCCGGCCGGAUCGGGGUGGCGCCCCUCGACGCCGGCUGCCAUGACAUCAUGCCGAUCCUGCUGCCGCAGUUCCACAGAUGGGUCGCCGACUAUGGGAGAACAUUUCUGUUCUGGAUCGGUCCAAUUCCCGCUCUGUUCUCUACUGAUCUACAGCUGAUUAAGCAAGUGCUCACGGACAGGACGGGCCUGUACCAGAAGGACUUCAUGAUCCCCGUCCUGAAAUUUCUCUUCGGCAACGGGGUCAUACUGAUAAACGGAGACGACUGGAAACGGCACCGGAAAGUGGUUCUUCCGGCUUUCAACCACGAGAAGAUCAAGAGCAUGUCGGCGGUGACAGCGGAGGUCACCAAGCAGAUGAUGCAGCAAUGGCGCGAGCAGUUAGGCCAGAGCGGCGGCAAGGAAGAAGCGGAGAUAGACAUGAUCCUCGCCUUCAACGACCUGACGGCAAAGAUCAACGGCCGCGUCGCCUUCGGCACGAGCCACGAGGACGUCGAGGAGGUCAUCGUCUUGAUGCGGGAGAUGCAGAAGCACGCCACUGCGGCCACGCUCGAUGCUCCAAUCCUCUGGUAUCUGCCGACUCGGCGUAACCUGCACGUUCGACGUCUGAACAAGCAGCUGAGGAGCAAGAUCAUGUCGAUCAUGCAGGCGCGACUGGCCGCCAAGGGAGCCAAGUCCGGCGCCGGCGAUGCCGCCGGCUGCGGGGACGACCUGCUCGGGCUGUUGCUGGAGGCGUGGACGCCGCAGCGGCGAGGGAGCGCCGAGACGCUGACGGCCGACGAGGUGAUCGACGAGUGCAAGACCUUCUUCGCCGCGGGGCAGGAGACCACGGCCACCCUCCUCGUCUGGGCCAUGUUCCUGCUCGCCGUGCACCCGCAGUGGCAGGACAGGGUCAGGGAGGAGGUCCUCCGCGAAUUCCGCGGCGGCGACGGCGAGGCCCCCAGCGCCGAUGUCCUCGGCCAACUGAAGCUGCUCCACAUGGUUCUUCUCGAGACGUCACGCCUCUACCCGCCGAUCGUGUACAUCCAACGGAGGGCCGCCAUGGACGUCGAGCUAGCAGGAAUCAAGGUGCCCCAAGGGACGGUGAUAUCGAUCCCCAUCGCCAUGCUGCACCGGGAUAAGGAGGUCUGGGGCCCCGACGCCGACGAGUUCAACCCCAUGAGGUUCGAGCACGGCGCCACCAAGGCGGCCAAAGACCCCAAGGCGCUGCUGUCUUUCUCCCUGGGGCCGAGAGUAUGCACCGGCCAGAACUUCGGCAUCGUAGAGGUGCAGGUUGCCAUGGCGAUGAUCCUCAGGAAGUUCUCCUUCUCCCUCUCCUCGAAGUAUGUUCAUAAGCCGAAAUAUCUCCUGUCCUUGACCCCCAAGCUUGGGAUGCCGCUCAUCGUGAAGAAUAUAGAUGGGUGACAAUGGUUGUAAAACCUCCUUGUAGGGUGUGAGAAUAAAUAUAUGGUUACAUUGUGUGAUGAA
This is a messenger RNA of Setaria italica (foxtail millet), 1793 nucleotides long. RefSeq names its product cytochrome P450 709B2. The record is from RefSeq and is a predicted model, not a curated record. The coding region runs from base 162 to 1730 and encodes 522 amino acids. NCBI's taxonomy places the organism in Eukaryota, Viridiplantae, Streptophyta, Magnoliopsida, Poales, Poaceae. Gene Ontology annotation, molecular function: iron ion binding; heme binding; monooxygenase activity. The transcript is spliced from 5 exons.